CGACUUCGCGUACACCAGUGCUUACGAUGGAAGACAACUCAGUCGCGUCUGGCCUUAAUGGGAGUGAGGGAUCGAAUCUAUACGGAUUCAUUGACAAGGACAAGGUGCAUGGGUUGAAUCUCGCAGUGCCUGAAGAUGCGAAGGCUAUUAUCAAGCCCUGGGACGAGCGGGAAUCUAAUGAUAAGUUUGCGGAUAGUGGGGUCGACGACCAGAUGAUUCUUCACAUUCCGUUCAGCCAACUUGUUCGACUUAAAUCCAUCUUAUUGAAGCUGGGACGCGGCGAGACGACCCCCAGGAAUCUGCGAAUAUACGCGAAUUAUCCGAACAUCAUCGACUUCGCUGACGCAGAGAAUACGAGACCGCAUCUGGAUAUGAAUCUACUGGAAGGGGAGACAGCUGUAGUGGAGUACCCGCUACGUGUUGCUGCUUUCGCCAACGUGUCUACUUUGACUCUGUUCUUUGGGGACUCUGUAGGGGGCGACGUGUCCAGAAUCUACUAUCUCGGAUUCAAGGGGGACAGCCGAUCGACUCAGCGAGAGUUGACGUCCAAACUUGAGAUACCUGCGGCGAAUGCAGCGGAUGCACCGUUGGUCGACAAAGUGUCGGAAAGAACAGCAGCAACGCAGACCACCGCACGAUAGCGUUAUCGAGAUGCUUCCAAUCUAGUUAGCGUCUUGUCCAGUCUCCAGUUUUUCCCUGGAAUGUAUCGGAUCUUCUUCAUCAUACGCGAUUCCAGUUUGAAAGCCUCCUCGGUCAAACCCUUGUCCAGGUAAGCGUCCAUGAUUAAGCCAUAGGAAGCAGGUCGGGGUCCAAGGGCUUCCAAACCAUCCAGCAUCCGGUUGGCAGCUUGAAUGUCGCCGCAUCGAGCAUGCACCCCCGCCAGUUCAUCCGCGAUGCCCACAUUCGAUGGAUGGAGUUGCUUGAUGACGAGGACAUCGCCGGCAGCAGCGAUAGCAUCCUCGACCCGACCCAAUCUCCCAUACGCCGCAACAAGGCUCCGGAACACAGCCACGUAAGAGGUCGGAUAAGCACAAAACUGUUGUCGGCUCAAUUGCGAUGAGUAGUGCGCAGCUGAAUAGUGCAAUGUGCGCAAGAUGUUGAGAGGAGACUCUAAGCGCGCCGAAAGGCGGAUCAGUGCGUGCCAAAUGAUCCAAGCAUCGGCAGGCGUGAUCGCUAGUCGACUGGGCACUUUGGCAAGCGGUGGAUUACGGGACAAAGAAGAUGCAUGUUGAAGAAGCGGGUGCCAGGCUGCUGCGGGUAGAAAGGUGGAGUCAAAGUUGUCGUUGAAUAGAGUCACCGUGUCAGCAAACCUGCGUGACUCGCGCAAGAAGAACAUCUCUUUACACAGCCAGACGUAGCUGGCGCCAUCGGAGAGUGAAACCGCACGAUUUCGGAGAAUUGUCAGCCCGCGUGGAUGGCCCUGGGAGGCCCGGUAGUUAACCAUGAACGAGUGCAGACUGUUUCCGGGGCUUUCGUCCAUGGCAAGCGACCGAUUCGACAAGGCGGCUUUGACCUCUCGCAGUUCUGUCGCCAUCCAUUCCCGAGGCAUCGGCGCCGUCACACCCUUGACGAUGGCCCCCGUGGAGAGCGGUUUGGGGGCACGGUGCCGACGAAGAUGUCGCUGAAUCACAGCCAUCUCUUCCGAGAGCUCCUCUUGGCCCUGCAACAGUCCAACCAGCCGCUCACAAGAGCGAGUCAGUCGCAUCCCCGGACUGUCCCGCACCACGCCAGCAGCUUCUGCCAACCAGCCCGCAUCGCAGCACAACUGCACUAACAGAUGCCUCUGUUUCCUCGAUAUCUCUGCAGCCCUCGAGGGUUGGUACCGGGUAUAAUAGGCCACCAACGCUUUCUCGUACUCAAGGAAGAACGAGACGGCUUUGUCAGGGUGCUGGUAUCCCGUCAUCAAGCGCACCAAAUCAUCCCAUACCAACGCCCCAUAUCCCUUUUCGGCACAGACCAGAGAGAAGAGCGUGAUGAGGUGCAGAUUACGCGCGGGGGCGCCUGUGUGUAAAAGCAGAUUCCGCGUGCGCGUGAGUGGCACAUCGCGGACGCACUCGGGCUGCAGGUUGUCCGGGACAAGACGAAUCCACGCGAGGAAUUCGCGCACGCUCUGUUUCCCGUGGAACCGGAUUUGUUCGAGCGCGGCGCCUUCGUAGAGCGCGUUCGGGAUGAUUGCAAGGGACUGCUUGGCAAGUCGUUUUCGGAUGCGUUCUGCCCUGUUGAGCUGGUUGUUUUCAAUACAAAGCGCUAAGAGUUCGUUGGGAGGCAACACAGUUUUCUCGAUGACUGUGCUCAAGAGUCGAGUCGGCGUGAGUGUUCGCCAUCUAAUUAGUGCAGGUCUCAUAGAGGGAGCAUUUUCUGGGUUUAGAGUCCUUGAAUCAAAAUAUAGCUCUGGCG
Molecule: messenger RNA, 2397 nt
Organism: Mycena citricolor
Lineage: Eukaryota; Fungi; Basidiomycota; Agaricomycetes; Agaricales; Mycenaceae
Source: the annotation of a GenBank genome assembly